AUGACGUCACCAGUGAGCGGCCGGAAUGAUGGCGGCAGCGCGGGGCGGCGGUCCCGGUUCCUCUCGGCCCGCAGCGGCGGCGGACCACUCGGUGCUGGUGGUGGUGGGAGCGCUGCGGUCCCCCGGGCUGCUGGAACACAUUCUGCGGCAGGUAGAAACAGGUG
Molecule: messenger RNA, 164 nt
Organism: Austrofundulus limnaeus
Lineage: Eukaryota; Metazoa; Chordata; Actinopteri; Cyprinodontiformes; Rivulidae
Product: electromotor neuron-associated protein 1
Biological process (GO): dendrite development; axonogenesis; microtubule cytoskeleton organization
Cellular component (GO): synapse; microtubule; cytosol
Molecular function (GO): microtubule binding; actin binding
Source: RefSeq, a predicted model, not a curated record